AUUUUUGGCGAGACAACCGAUUAAAUAAUGCAGUUUUCUGCGUAUUAAAUGCCAAAUAUUGCUUUUGCAACGAAACAAAUCGUAACUCCGAGCCGUAAAAAGUGUAUUGGACCAAACAAAACCCGGAAACGGAAGAGCGAAUAAGCCAAAAACGAGAGAGACGAGUCAAGGAAAACAAAGUAAAGUGCCAAAACAGCAAGAGAAUCGAGAACCGAGUUCGUCAAGAGGCGAGCCGAGCCGUAACCUUCUAGAGAGACUGCGACAACGGCAAUAACUGCACUACAAAAUGGGUAAUGCGGGCAGCUCCACCGUCCAUAUGCGAGAGCGCCACAAAUCCACCGACCUCUCAACGCCAAGUUCUCCCGCACAUUUUCGUGACUCGGUUUCAAGCGCGGCUGGGGGUGGUGGGGCGGCUGGGACACAUGGCGGGAGUGCAGCUUUGGCUGGAACUGGAGCGGGAGGCCAAGCUUUCUCGUUCGACAAAAAACAUACAGCAGUCUUGAACGAAGGCUCAUCGCAAGACGACGACGACCCGUAUUAUACGGGCGCGGGGGCGGCAGCAGCAGCAGCAGCAAAACACACAGCUGAUAGCAGCGAAGCAACAGCUGUUCUACGCAGCGGCAGUGGAGAGAAAUUAAUCAUGGAUAACACCGAAGAAGAGCAGCAGACCGCUGGAUCACUGCUGGACCCAAUUGCUGGGAUUGGCGAUGACGACGACGAGCCACCGAAAACGGCCCUGCCCACAGUACUUCGCUGGGAUGGCGGCGGCAAGAAUGUGACCAUCUCGGGCACCUUCUCCAACUGGCGGCCCAUCACAAUGGUCCGCAGCCAUGGCAAUUUUGUGACCAUAAUCGAUCUGCCCGAGGGCGACCACCAGUACAAAUUUUGUGUGGACGGCGAAUGGAAGCACGAUCCAAAGCUGAAAAGCGUGGACAACGAUGAGGGAGAGAAGAACAAUUUGGUGUCUGUGCGGCCAUCCGAUUUCGAGGUAUUUCAAGCUCUGGCCAAAGACAGCGAGAACGUGACCAACUAUGCGGAGAAGGAGUACUCGCAGGAGGUGCCGCAGGCCAAGCCCUGGGAGAAGGUGUCCGGCCCUCCAGUGCUACCGCCCCACUUGCUGCAGGUCAUCCUAAACAAGGACACUCCUCUCUCGUGCGAGCCCACAUUGUUGCCUGAACCGAACCACGUGAUGCUGAAUCACUUGUAUGCGCUGUCCAUCAAGGAGGGGGUCAUGGUGCUGAGUGCCACACAUCGCUACCGCAAGAAGUACGUGACGACGCUGCUCUACAAGCCCAUUUAGACGGUGGCCAUCCGUCUGUUUAGCUGUAAGAAUCUGGUUUAAAUGAGUGAGUGUUCAUGGUAAUCCAUGUUCACUCAUAUCUCGCCUGUCAAAUCGCAUGGGAUGUGUAUUUUAUUUGUUCUCUUUAUUAAGCGUUGUAUUUUUUAUUAGUUAAAUAUACGGAGUUUGUAAAAAUA
Drosophila subobscura is the source of this 1476-nucleotide messenger RNA. It is a transcript of the gene alc, whose product is annotated as 5'-AMP-activated protein kinase subunit beta-1. The record is from RefSeq and is a predicted model, not a curated record. The coding region runs from base 287 to 1300 and encodes 337 amino acids. Gene Ontology annotation, cellular component: nucleus; nucleotide-activated protein kinase complex; cytoplasm. Gene Ontology annotation, molecular function: protein kinase binding. NCBI's taxonomy places the organism in Eukaryota, Metazoa, Arthropoda, Insecta, Diptera, Drosophilidae. The transcript is spliced from 3 exons. Gene Ontology annotation, biological process: signal transduction.